GACCGCGAUCUCUUGGUUCAUUUUCCCUCGUGUUUUGGGGGUUGUUGGCAACCAUGUGGCCCCCCGUUGAGCCACAGAUAUUUUGAAGAAGCGGACGAUAAGAUUUGAUGAACUACAGUGAUGAAAACGGAGAGUGUUAACUCAAACCUUCAUCGCUGGGAGAAGAAGCAAAGAAAGAAGCAAUGUCUCUUGCGAAGAAGGCGUUUGAGAAGUAUGUUUCGCAGCUUUACCAGCAUCCUUUGAGAACCAAGGUAAUCACUUCAGGAGUAUUGAUUGCGAUAAGCGAUGUGACUUCCCAGAAGCUUACUGGCAUACAGAAACUUCAGUUGAGACGAAUUCUUCUCAAAGUGCUUUAUGGAUGUCUUUACCUUGGACCAUUUGGCCAUUUUCUUCACCAAAUACUUGAAAAGAUCUUCCAGGGGAAAAGAGACUCAAAAACAGUUGCCAAGAAGGUGCUGGUGGAACAGCUGACAUCCUCUCCUUUGAGCCACUUUGUCUUCUUGGUUUAUUACGGACUGAUAAUUGAAAGAAGGCCUUGGGUCGUGGUAAAGGCUAAGGUUAAAAAGGAAUUCCCGUCAGUUCAGCUAACUGCAUGGAUGUUCUGGCCAUUUGUUGGUUGGAUAAAUCACCAGUACGUACCACUUCAGUUGCGUGUCAUUUUCCAUAGCCUGGUUGCAUUCGUUUGGGGAAUAUUUUUGAAUCUUCGAGCCAAAUCCUUGACGGUGAACAAAUCUUAGGGGAGUUUAGGAUAUAUAUGAAUUGUCCAUGGCAGGUGAAAUCCAUGCUCCUUCUUAGUACUUAUGUAAGCAUUUCUCCCCAGUGCCAGAACUUGAUUGUUGAACUAAAUGCAUCUGCCAAUCAUCACCCUCUUGUUUACCUUUACCCAGGAAAUAGAAAUUCGAAGACGAUUAUGAUUGAGACGGUCGAUUUCGAUGAUAAUCAUGUAUAUAAUGAUUAUCUUAAACCAACUCGAUAUCAAACAAGAUAAAAAUGACAUACUUGUAGUAUAGUAUCUACCAAACAGAUAUGAACGAAGAUGAUAAUUUGAUAUU
Molecule: messenger RNA, 1052 nt
Organism: Cucurbita pepo subsp. pepo (vegetable marrow)
Lineage: Eukaryota; Viridiplantae; Streptophyta; Magnoliopsida; Cucurbitales; Cucurbitaceae
Gene: PMP22
Product: Peroxisomal membrane 22 kDa (Mpv17/PMP22) family protein
Cellular component (GO): membrane; cytoplasm
Source: RefSeq, a predicted model, not a curated record